Messenger RNA from Linum tenue, 1942 nucleotides. The record is from the annotation of a GenBank genome assembly. NCBI's taxonomy places the organism in Eukaryota, Viridiplantae, Streptophyta, Magnoliopsida, Malpighiales, Linaceae.
GUGGACUUGCAACGACCUGAAGGGCCGAUGAAAACUAAAAACGGGACGGGAGACGAUUUGGCCUCAGAAUAAUCGCCACCACUCUCUCCCUCCCGUCCUCCGGUAGAAACACAAACUUAGUUCAACAGUCCACCAGCUAAUAACUAGAAAGCACGCAUUUAUAUCGCAGCAGCCUCGGCGUCUCCGCCUCCUGCCCUCCUCUAGUUCUCCACAAUUUUGCAGCCCCAUUGCUCCAUUCCCCCUUUUAUUAAUAAGUUCCCUCAGGCAAUCCCUCCCUUCAUUCCCUCUCCUUCUGUCCCUGCCUCCCCUCUGCAUUUUCUUCUCUUCGUUCCCAAUCCGCUGCCAGUGAAGUUCCCGGAAAUGGCGACUGUUUUCCAGGGACUGGGAGCAACUGCAGCAAUUACUGCCGCCGCCAAUCCCCUCGAUUCCAACAAGUUCCUUCUCUCCUCGAGGAGAUCCUUCUCAGGCAAGAAAACAAGCUUGGUCGUGGUCAGAUCUGAUGGUAGUCUGAACUUGAACACGGGCUCUAGUGCUGGAGCUCGCAGGCUUGACCAAUUAGUUACCAAUGCUGUUGCUACUAAGGCCGAUGCUGCUGCAGCAGCAUCUGCAUCUAAACCCGGACAUGAACUUCUGCUUUAUGAGGCCCUACGAGAAGGGCUAGAAGAAGAAAUGGACAGAGAUAAUCGGGUUUGUGUCAUGGGGGAAGAUGUGGGUCACUAUGGAGGUUCCUACAAGGUGACCAGAGGGCUAGCUGACAAGUUUGGGGAUCUCAGGGUUCUCGACACUCCAAUUGCUGAAAAUGCCUUCACCGGUAUGGGGAUUGGAGCUGCCAUGACUGGAUUACGCCCAAUUGUGGAAGGGAUGAAUAUGGGAUUUCUCCUCCUAGCUUUCAACCAGAUCUCAAACAACUGUGGCAUGCUCCACUACACCUCAGGUGGCCAGUUCACCAUCCCAAUCGUCAUCCGUGGGCCCGGUGGUGUUGGACGCCAGCUUGGUGCUGAGCACUCGCAGCGUCUUGAAUCGUAUUUCCAGUCCAUCCCUGGAAUCCAGAUGGUUGCAUGCUCCACUCCUUACAAUGCAAAGGGCUUGAUGAAAGCUGCAAUCCGAAGUGAGAACCCAGUGAUCCUUUUCGAGCACGUGCUGCUUUACAACCUCAAGGAAAGAAUCCCGGAUGAAGAGUACAUCUGCAAUCUGGAGGAAGCUGAGAUGGUUAGGCCAGGGGAACAUAUCACCAUCUUGACUUACUCUCGAAUGAGAUAUCACGUGAUGCAGGCUGCCAAGACUUUGGUGAACAAGGGAUACGACCCUGAAGUGAUUGACAUCAGGUCCUUGAAACCUUUUGAUCUUCACACGAUUGGGAACUCGGUGAAGAAGACGCAUCGGGUGCUGAUAGUGGAGGAAUGCAUGAGGACGGGAGGGAUUGGUGCUAGCUUGACUGCUGCAAUCAACGAGAACUUCAUCGACUAUUUGGAUGCCCCAAUCGUGUGCUUAUCUUCACAGGAUGUGCCGACACCUUAUGCUGGGACACUGGAGGAAUUCACAAUUGUGCAGCCUGCCCAGAUUGUGACGGCAGUUGAGCAGCUAUGCCAGUAACAUUGGCCCUAGCCGUUACACCAGCCAGCCGUUGUUGUGGUAGAGUUCUUAAGCAAGGGGGGUAAAAGUUUCUCACUGUUGUUUUGGGUUUGUAUUAAUGGGUUUAGUUUUUACAGCUUGUUUAGCAAAUUUGUGGUUAUUGAGACUUGCAGCUGUCUUGUCUUUGCUUCAUGUAGACUUGCAUGUUUCUGGUGUUUCUUUGCCUAAAACUGUUGCCUGGCGAUCUUUUUCUACUGUUUAAAUUCAUGAAAACAUUUAUACUUCUGUUGAAUGCCAAGCACAUAGAAAUAAGACAGUCCAAUUUUUUAUGGGUGGGAUCAAUCUGUUUCAGGUUGUAUAAUUACGGGUC